AUGUCAGACCCGAUUAAUGCCAACCCAACUAUCAUAGAUGUUUCUGCACUUCCCACGAGAAUUUCGGCCUCGCUGGAUAAGCUGAAAAGCAGGCACGAUGAGCUAUUUGAGAGAGUGCUAUCACUUUCUUUAGCCCCAAAGAAGCAUUCUUUAAACAUCGACAAUCUUACACUUCCAGAUUUGGUAUCAGAUAUAGAAAUGGAGUCUCCCACAGAAGACGAGUUGCUGGAUGCUAUAGUUGAAGAAUCUGAGGAUGAAGAUUUGAUAGACGAACAAGAGAUAUUCGAUCUCAUAUCUACCAUCUCAGAUCCUGAACAUCCUCUUACUUUGGCCCAGUUGGCUGUAGUUAAUUUGGAAGAUAUCAAGGUGACACACGGUGUCAAUAAGAAAACUGAUAUUUCUGAAGUGUUGAUCAAGAUUACACCCACCAUCACACAUUGCUCGUUGGCUACAUUAAUUGGUUUGGGCAUCAGAGUCAGAUUGGAAAGAUGCCUCCCACCAAGAUUCAGAAUCAGGAUAUUCAUCAAGGAGGGCACUCAUCAGUCUGAGAACCAAGUAAACAAGCAGCUAAACGACAAAGAAAGAGUUGCUGCAGCUUGUGAGAAUCUGCAGUUGUUGACCGUGAUUCUGCAGAUGUUGAGCACCUGUAAGUAA
Molecule: messenger RNA, 654 nt
Organism: Scheffersomyces stipitis CBS 6054
Lineage: Eukaryota; Fungi; Ascomycota; Pichiomycetes; Serinales; Debaryomycetaceae
Product: iron-sulfur cluster assembly protein
Exons: 2
Coding region: 1-654 (217 amino acids)
Biological process (GO): iron-sulfur cluster assembly
Source: RefSeq, a predicted model, not a curated record